UCAUAUCAAAUUUCUUAUCUUAAAUUAUGGCUCAAAUUGCUAAGCUUGAGACCAAGGCAGAGAUUACAAAUCCUCCUGCUAAGGUCUAUGAUCUCCUUAAAUAUAAUCUAAACAAGUUUGUGAAUUUGUUCCCACAAGUGUUCAAAAGUAUAAAGUUAAUUGAAGGAGAGGAAGGCCAUGCCGGAAAUGUUAAGAUCGUCGAAUAUGUAAUAGGUAAGGCAAUGAGUGCAAAGGUGAAGACUGAAGAAAUAAAUGAUGAAGAGAGAUCCAUGAUAAUGAGGGUUGUUGAAGGGGAGGUCUUGCAGUUAUACCCUACAUUCCUCUGCAAGAUUAGUGUGAGCGAUGGCUUUGUGAAUUGGUCGAUUGAGUUCGAGAAAACCAAAGAUUCAACACCUAAACCAGAUGCCUAUGCUCAAGUUCAUUCCCAUGUUACUAAACUCAUGGAUCUUUACCUUCUCACCAAUUGAUACAUCUAUGAAGGACUUAAAACUACCUACUGAAAUGCAUACUAAUCAAGAAUGUCGGAUCUGACUUUUCAGCUCUACCAAUAUCCACUCUUAUGUAUAUGCCUCGCAUGCCAUGUAUGUUUAUCGUAUCGUACGACGUACGAAUAAAUAAAUCAUGUUCCUAUCUUUGUAUUA
This is a messenger RNA of Salvia splendens (bonfire salvia), 641 nucleotides long. RefSeq names its product kirola. The transcript is spliced from 2 exons. Gene Ontology annotation, biological process: defense response. The coding region runs from base 27 to 467 and encodes 146 amino acids. Lineage: Eukaryota; Viridiplantae; Streptophyta; Magnoliopsida; Lamiales; Lamiaceae. The record is from RefSeq and is a predicted model, not a curated record.